Messenger RNA from Urocitellus parryii (Arctic ground squirrel), 948 nucleotides. RefSeq names its product olfactory receptor 8D1-like. NCBI's taxonomy places the organism in Eukaryota, Metazoa, Chordata, Mammalia, Rodentia, Sciuridae. The record is from RefSeq and is a predicted model, not a curated record. Gene Ontology annotation, molecular function: G protein-coupled receptor activity; olfactory receptor activity. Gene Ontology annotation, biological process: G protein-coupled receptor signaling pathway. Gene Ontology annotation, cellular component: membrane.
AUGGGCACAGGAAAUGAUUCCUCAGCAACUGUAUUUGUCCUUGAGGGGCUAACAGAUAUCCCGGGGGUCCAGCUCCCUCUCUUCCUUCUGUUUCUAUUGAUCUAUGUGGUCUCAGUGCUGGGAAACUUAGGCUUGGUUAUUUUAAUCAGGAUCAGCUCUCAGCUUCACACCCCCAUGUAUUAYUUUCUCAGUAACUUGUCCUUCAUAGAUCUCUGCUACUCCUCUGUCAUAAUCCCCAAGAUGUUGGUGAACUUUGUGUCAGAGAAGAAUUUCACGUCCUUUCCCGAGUGCAUGGUGCAGCUCUUUGUAUUCUGCUUCUUUGGCAUUGACGACUCCUACAUGCUGACCGCCAUGGCAUAUGAUCGUUAUGUUGCCAUCUGUAACCCCUUGCUCUACAGUGCCACCAUGUCCCACAGAGUCUGUUUGCUACUGGUCACCAGUGUGUAUUCAAUGGGGGCCUUUGGGGCCUUGGUUCAUACCAGCUACAUAUCUAGCCGCUCCUUCUGUGGAACUAAAGUCAUCCCCCAUUACUUCUGUGACAUCCUCCCUCUUCUGAGUAUAUCUUGCUCAAGAGACUACACCAAGGAGCUUUUGGUGAUGGUUUUGGUUGCAUUUAAUGUAUUUGCAUGUGCUCUARCCAUCUUUAUCUCUUAUGCCUUCAUCCUUUCCAGCAUCUUGCGUAUACGCUCAGCUGAAGGAAGGUCAAAAGCCUUCAGUACCUGCAGCUCUCAUCUUGCAGCUGUUGGGAUCUUCUACGGCUCCAUCAUCUUCAUGUAUUUUAAACCAAUUACCAGUGACAGAACUCAGGAGAAGGUGGCCUCUGUGUUCUAUACCACAGUGAUUCCCAUGCUUAACCCCCUCAUCUACAGUCUUAGGAACAAGGAUGUCAAGGAAGCCUUAAAAAAAGUUUUGAAUGGUGGAUGCUCUCCAGAUCUGUGUAGAAAAUAA